GCAGUUUUCUCCAAACAUCCGUCGAACAUCAUUGUGCUGACUUUGUUUUUAAGAAUGUUUAAGACUCCUCACAUGAAGACUUCAGUAAAUCAGCUCAGAUUGAUAUUGACUCUCAGAUACACUCUUCACAUCAGGAGUGAUCAGACAGUUUGCAGCGGAGCUUUUUGGAGAGGAUAUUGCUUGCGACGUGAUGCCACACAGCAGAGGGGACGACACAAGGACAUCUAUUUAAAACCAUCUCUAACGUCCCUUCACACCCUCCGUUCAGUUUCCAGUAGAUUCUCAGGUGUUUUGGACCCUUUCAAGCAUGUACCUCAACCAGACACAAUAAUGCUAUGUGUUACCUCUCAUGUUCUAUUAACACUCAUUCAUUUUAGUUCUAUUAACAGGGUACACUCAGCAAAUACCUUCCUGUUGUUACAUUCGUCUCCAUCAGAAUAUCCUCUUGCAGUUAACUCCAUAAAGUGCCUAUUGCCCGAAAUCAACACAGAGAAUCGACAAAAUUCUCCUGACCGAGAAAUGGCAGAACUUGAAAGACAAACACGCUGCUACGCCUUAAAACAACACACAAUUAGCAAAGGUAACUUCCUGAGAUUGUCUUAUAUAGGCACAUGGCUGUGGAUGGGGCGUUUUAAAAGCAUGAGCCGAUCGGCACCGGUUACUGUCCAAAUCAGGGGACUGCACAGAAAUGCACAACAGUGCGCAGUGCUGGAUGAGUGUUUGUCCGCUGGAAACGAGGCGCGCUGCAAACAGUCUCUGCGACCCAACGCUGCUCAGUAUGAGCGUGAGGGAAAGAGUUGGGCGGCAGUGCUGGUGAGUCUGUGUGCUGUGAGUGGGCGACCCGCCCUCCUCUUCACGCUGAGAUCUGCAAAGCUGAAGGGUAGGCACAAAGGUGACGUCAGUUUUGCAGGUGGAAAGAAAGACCCAUCGGACAGAGGUGUUGUAGAUACAGCACUCAGAGAAGCUCGUGAGGAGCUGGGAAUCCAUAUCACAGAAGAUAAAGUUUGGGGUGUGCUGAAACCACUGCGGGAUAUGUCCGGAAUGAUGAUUGCGCCCGUAAUAGCCAAUCUUGGACCACUGGAGGCACUCUCAUUUCGACCUAAUCCAAGUGAGGUGGAAGAGGUUUUUACGCUCACACUUGAGCAUUUAUGUCAACCCCAAAACAGAGGCUACACGCACUUUCGCACCGGUGAUCGUUACGGAUACACGCUCCCUGUGUUUCACAGUCCCAAGUAUCGAGUCUGGGGCCUGACGGCAGUGGCUUUGGAUCACACGCUCAAACUUAUUGUCCCACCAGAGCAACUAUAAGACCACAGCUUGGUCCAGUAGCACCAUCAACACAGAGGACCAGCAGUAAACUAAGGAAAUGCUUUUAUAUGGCAGAUGUGGUUUUCGGAUGAAUGCCACAAAAACAGUCAAGAAAUGCGGGGGACAUUUUUCACCUGAAAAUUAAAUGAAAAAACAAGAAAUCAUAUUUUGCAUAAAGAAAAUGAAGGCUUUUUUUAAAGACAAUUAGACUUGAAUCAUGACAUUAUUCCAUUAUUUACCCCAACUGUCAUUGGCCUACAGUAAUGUGAAAACAUCUAAUCGUCAUUACUGUAAUGUGAUCAAAAUUCUACAAUAAAUUAUAGAAGGAUUUAUGCAAUGUAAUUGAUUUAAUUUAUCCUUAUUUAAAAAUCACUGUGAUGUUCAUUAUUAUAGUACUAGUGAUGAGAAUAAGCAUUACAGUAAUGACAAUUCAAUUAUAAUAAUGAGAAUAUGGGUGUAUGAUGUGUUCAGGGCAAAUAAUGUAACAAUGCAAAAAUCUUAAAAGUACUAAAAACAGGCUUCAUUCCAUUUACGUUCUUCUUUCUGUUGGUUUUGUGUUAAAACAUGACCCCGGCAUGUGUUGAUGUGAGAUUCUUCCUUUGAAAUGCCGAGUUUAAUAACUACUGCAACAGAAUGAAAUGUAUUGGUUCUGCUGGUGUAUUGUUUGGCACCGUGUCUCCAGUAAUUAUUUAUAAAAAACAUACUUUUGGGAAUUCAUUUUUUUUCUUACCUUUUCCUUCUAUUACUUUAUUACCCUCACCUUAACACAAAUGAUUAAUUCAGCCCCUUUCAAGUGUAACUUAACUGUCAUUUUUUUAACACCAAUAAACCUGAUAAAAAGAUGAAAGUUCUCCGGAUUAAUACAUUUUCAGUCUUUAUUUACUGGAGGAAUUUCAUUCACACCCCUUCUGAACUCUUCCCAAACUAAUCUGAAUACUCUGUUUUACAUUAAAUAAUUCAUGUUUCAUUUUUUGAUUACUUUUCCAUUUUUGUGUUUUGUGCUUAUUCAUUUAAAUUUGAGUUUGUAUGUGUGACCUGUGGUUCUCAGCUCUGGCUCUGUCUGGCUAUCAAAGUUGAUUACAGCUGGACAAGACAUCACUGGUUCAGAUGCUAUCAUGAAUUGUGUUUGAACAUUUACUACCAGUGAACGUGUCUAAUGAAGAGAAAUACUUCUCUACAACGGUCGAUGAAUAAAUGAGGAACAAGA
This is a messenger RNA of Xyrauchen texanus (razorback sucker), 2515 nucleotides long. RefSeq names its product nudix (nucleoside diphosphate linked moiety X)-type motif 8 (gene nudt8). Gene Ontology annotation, molecular function: coenzyme A diphosphatase activity. The record is from RefSeq and is a predicted model, not a curated record. The transcript has 5 exons. The coding region runs from base 55 to 1308 and encodes 417 amino acids. Lineage: Eukaryota; Metazoa; Chordata; Actinopteri; Cypriniformes; Catostomidae.